This is a messenger RNA of Mus pahari (shrew mouse), 3240 nucleotides long. RefSeq names its product dynein axonemal assembly factor 5 (gene Dnaaf5). Gene Ontology annotation, biological process: cilium movement; inner dynein arm assembly; outer dynein arm assembly. Gene Ontology annotation, molecular function: dynein intermediate chain binding. The record is from RefSeq and is a predicted model, not a curated record. The transcript has 13 exons. Gene Ontology annotation, cellular component: cytoplasm. NCBI's taxonomy places the organism in Eukaryota, Metazoa, Chordata, Mammalia, Rodentia, Muridae. The coding region runs from base 1 to 2418 and encodes 805 amino acids.
AUGGCGGCGCCGGCGGAGGCGGAGGCGGCCGAAGCCGCGGAACUGACCCGCGCGCUGGGCCGCCUGCUACCGGGGCUGGAGACCGAAGAUAAGCUGGGGCGGCGGCGCGCCCUGGAGGCUCUGGAGCACGCACUGGAAGAGGCGGUGCGGCCCGGCGCGGACUCCGCUGCCUUCCAGGGCCCCUGGGCCCGGCUGCUGCUGCCGCGCCUGCUGCGGCUCCUGAGCGAUCCGGCCGAGGGCUGCCGCGCGCUGGCCGCUCGCCUGCUCGACCUGGGCCUGCGCCGCGCCGCGCGGCCCCGCGACGCCCUGCCGCGCCUGCUGCCCGCGCUCGGCGCGCGCCUGGCCCGCCCCGACCUCGCGCGGCCGCCGCCUGAGCCCUGCGAGGAGCUGCGCCUCGCCCUCGUGCAGCUGCUCCGCCUGGCCGUGGACCUGGGCGGCGCCGCGCUCGCGCCCCACCUGGACGACGCCGUGCGCGCCUUGCGGGCCGCGCUGCUCGACCCCUUCGCUGCCGUGCGCCGGGAAGGCUGCGAGUGCGCAGCCGCCCUGGCCCGGGCCACUCCGGAGCACUUCCACAUGCAGUCGGAGUCCCUGAUAGGCCCCCUGAUGCAGACCAUCUCCCACCAGCACUGGAAGGUCCGGGUAGCCGUUAUCGAAGCUACAGGCACCGUGAUUCAGUUUGGCAAUGGAAAUUCGGUGGAUGAUGUCCUUUCCCACUUUGCUCAAAGACUCUUCGAUGACGUCCCUCAGGUCCGACAGGCAGUGACCUCAGUGGUCGGGGGAUGGCUGCUGAAUCUCCGGGACCGUUACUCCUUCUUACACAAGCUCACCCCACUGCUGCUCAGCAGCUUCAGUGAUGAAAUGCCUGAGGUCCGGCAGACAGCCACCAGCCUGUGGGAGAAGGUUGGGCUGCAGUGGCAGCAGGAGAAUGAGACAGAUCUGAAGGACAAGCUGGACUUUGCUUCCCCUCCUCCUCCCAACUACCCCGAGCACGAGAGCCGCCCCAGCCUGGGCUGCCGAGAGCUGGUCUUCAGGAACCUCUCCAAGGUGCUUCCUGCCAUCUGUCAUGACAUCACCGACUGGGUGGUGGGGACGCGGGUGAAGGCGGCACAGCUGUUGCCGGUGCUGCUGCUGCACGCAGAGGACCACAUCACACAGCACCUGGAGAUCAUCCUCAGAACCCUGCAUCAGGCGUGCACCGAUGAUGAGAAGGCUGUGGUCGGCAGUUGCAUAAGAGCCGCCGAGCUCAUCGGCACCUUUGUCAACCCAGAAGUAUUUCUGAAACUGGUCUUAGCCAUGCUGAAGAAAGCACCCUCUGCCUCUGGCCUCUUGAUCCUUGCUUCUGUCGUCCGGGGCUGCCCCCGGAAUGCCCUCCAGCCACACGUCAAGGUCAUAGCCACAGAGCUGGCCCAGGAGCACAUCUGCCAGGGCUCUGAGAAUAACCUCUACCUGGAGCAUCUGCUGCUGUGUGUGCAGACCCUGCUGUCUGUGUGUCAGGAAGACUGUUGUGCAGCCAGCCUGCAGCUCCUGGAGGUGCUAGUGACAGUCAUGGCAGUCUCAGAUGCCGUGGGUCUUGAGAAGAAGGCUCAGAAGACCAUGGAUACACUGGCUGAGGUGGAGGAUGUCCCCAGCAGUCAGGACCUCUACCGCAAGCAUGUGGGUGCACUCCUGGAGCGGCUGACAGCCUCGCAUGGCGAGUGGGCAGCGCGCUCUGUGCAGUUGCUGAAGUUCACUGUGCUCCUCACACAGGCAGUGGGAUCCAGCAUCUCCAGCCACGGGGGGGAACAGUUCCAUGGCUACUUGGAUAUGGUAAUAAAUGACAUCCUAGCCCCCAACCUGCAGUGGCAUGCAGGGAGGACAGCUGCAGCCAUCCGGACGGCUGCUAUAUCCUGCCUGUGGGCACUCAGCAGCAGUGACAUCUUAUCAGCCAAGCAGGUACAAGAGGCACAGGAGACCCUGAUGUCACGAGUGCUGGCCACACUGGAGGACGACUCCCAGACCACACGCCUGAUGUCCUGCCGCAUCAUCAGCAUGUUCCUCAAGAAUUCAGGGGAUAUCAUGGAGCCAGAGAAAUUCCUCAAGGUCUAUCCUGAGCUCCUGAAGCGCCUGGAUGAUGUCUCCAAUGACGUGAGGAUGGCAGCUGCUUCCGCCUUGCUCACCUGGCUCAAGUGCAUCGAGAGCUUGGAUGGGAAGUCCGCCUAUCAAAGCAGCGUUCAGUUCCUGUACCGGGAGCUGCUGGUCCACCUGGAUGACCCAGAGACUGCCAUCCAAGACACUGUCCUAGAAGUCCUCAAGGAGGGCAGCGUCCUCUUCCCAGAUGUGCUGGUGCGGGAGACAGAGGCUGUCGUCCACAAACACCGCUCAGCUACCUACUGCGAGCAGCUGCUGCAGCACAUGCAGACCAUGGCUGCCGCUCGGUGACCACGUGCAUCAGCCACUGAAGGGAGACAGUGGUGGCCUGCACAGCUUGCACUUAGGACACCGAGUCCAUGGCCUGGGGCCAUCCUUGGGCCCCCACCAGCCACCAGAUGGUGCUUGAGCAUCAGCUUCUGUGUUUCCUAAGCGGAUUUCUGGGAUUUCGUAACAUGCCUACUUUUCACAGAGGCCUCAGAAAGCUAAAAUUAAAGUUAAGUCACACACACACACACACACACACACACACGCGCGCGCGCGCGCGCGUCAGCUUCCCAAUUAGCUGCUUGAACAUAAUGUUUUUAGUCACAAGCCCAGGGGGUCCUGGGCUGCUUUCAGACUCACCAUAAUGCUCUUCACGUUGCAGGAAAGCCAAAGCGAUUGUAAACCACCCACCCACUUCCUCUGGGCUCUGUCCCAUCGUCCUCUGCUGAGGACAAUGUCCAGUCUUGACUCACUGAUAAAGUUUCUCCCAACUAUUUUGGUUUUUGACACGGUUUCUCUGUGAGACUUUGGCUAUUCUGGAACUCUCAGAGAUCCACCUGCCUCUUCCUCCCACACUGAGAUUAAAGACCUGCACCACUACCACCCUGCUCCUCCCGAUUUUAAAUACACUGGGAUGUCUUUCAGUGUGGGUGCACUGUCCUGGUGUUUCUGUUUCUCAGUACUAGUGAUGCCUGUGAGUAAAGGAUAGACUAGGAAACCAGCCUUCAUCCCUACCCCUUGCUGCAGCAGGCAGUAAGGUGGUCAUUCUCCAGUGUCUUUUCCACCAAGUGCCUAAAGAUUUCUAAGUGGUUGUUAGCCGCAGCCAAUAUUUUUGUUAAGACAAUG